Vollenhovia emeryi is the source of this 3020-nucleotide messenger RNA. RefSeq names its product U4/U6.U5 tri-snRNP-associated protein 1. Gene Ontology annotation, biological process: mRNA cis splicing, via spliceosome; maturation of 5S rRNA. The transcript is spliced from 11 exons. NCBI's taxonomy places the organism in Eukaryota, Metazoa, Arthropoda, Insecta, Hymenoptera, Formicidae. The coding region runs from base 237 to 2477 and encodes 746 amino acids. The record is from RefSeq and is a predicted model, not a curated record. Gene Ontology annotation, cellular component: U4/U6 x U5 tri-snRNP complex.
CUCUUUUCUAUCGCACGCGUGCGCAGAAAAGCACGUAUAUUUUAAUGGUGGAUACGCGUACAAUUCUAAGCGAGAGCAAGUAAAUUGACACAGCCCCGUGGGUUGCUGCUAUCGAUCGUGCGAGUUCCGGAUCCGAUAUUGUCGACGAUUUGGCCAGCGAGAGCAAUACGUAGCAUAGUCGCGAGUCACUGCGUAGCCAAUAGGUUCCACGGUGGUGUUAAAUCGGGAGCGCCGACAUGGGUUCCAACAAACGUCAUAAAACCGAAAAGUCUCGCGAUGCCAAGAAGAAGCGUCAUCGCAGCCGCUCCAGGAGCUACACGCCCGACCGCGACAAGUCUGAGAAGCACAGGCACCAUAAGAAACAUAGGAGGAAAGAGCGCAAGGACUACGACAGCGAUGUUGAGAUCGUUAACGCCCCGCCGCCACCAAAAAUAUCAAAAUCUUCGCACCCGUCGACACCUCCGCCGCCUGAGAUCUCCAAACAGCGGAGUCCGUCCCCCGCUAAGGGCGGGGCGUCGCAAGCCUCAUUGUCCAUCGAAGAAACCAACAAGCUCCGUGCAAAGUUGGGAUUAAAACCAUUGGAGUUGGAUACUACGUCCAAGGACGAUCCGAGCAAGAUCAAGGACGAUCUGGGCGAGUUUUAUCAUAAACCUGCUCCAAACAACAGUGAUAAGAUGAAGGCGCAGAAGCUGAGAGAGAAGAUAGGUAUACAAAAGGAGAAGAGACAAAUUGAGGCGUGCUUGUCGAAAAUGAGAAAUCUGGGAGAAUACGACUCGGACGACGACACCCAGGCAUGGAUCCACAAGUCUAGACAGCGAGAGGUAGAGAAGAAGAAGGCAGAGAUGAGAGCAAAGAUGCUGGAUCAAUUGGAUGAAGAAUUUGGAAUCGGUAAUUUAGUUAAAGAGGAAAUACAUACUGCUCGCAACGCCGCAUACACAGAGAAAGAUUUAAAAGGCCUUAAAGUCGAGCACGAUAUUGAGACACUUGAGGAAGGCAGAACUGUAAUUUUAACGUUGAAGGAUCAAGAAGUACUAAAUGAAAAUGGUGAUUUACUUGUAAAUGUGAACAUGAUUGACAAUGAACGCUACAAGCGUAGCGUUUUGAAUAAACUCAAAAAACCUACGUACGAUCCAUACGACGAGGAAAAUUUUGACGAAUAUGGGUUCUCUAAGAAUAAGAUUUUAGAAAAGUAUGACGAGGAAAUCGACGGCGAGAAGAAAGACAAUUUUGUGUUGGGUACAAAUAAUGCGGUAGAGUUUAAACGACGUCAGAUAGAGACGGUGAAGCAACGUUUGGCGAAUAAAAAAAUUGAAACGCUACAAAUGGCAGAGCCGAAAUUGGCGAGUGAAUAUUACAAUGAAGAGGAACUUGCCAAGUUCAAGAAGCCAAAGAAGAAGAUUCGAAAAAUGAGAACAAAAAAGAAAUUAAAAGCUGAUGAUUUAGUUCCUGUGGACAAUGAUUACCUCAGGGAUCUUGGAAGCAGGAGAAGAAAGAAACCAGAAGAUCUGAAGGAUAACGAUGCUUUGGAUGUCGAUGACUUAGAAGCUCCUACGGAAGAUCUUACUGGGAUAAAGCUCGAAGAAGACGAGAAGGAAUUGGAGUUGCAAAUGGCUUUGAAAAAGACUCAGCGUUUGAAGGAGGGUCAUUUGACUGACAUCCAGAAAACCGUUGAAACAAUAAAGCAAGAAAUGCUUAGCCUCGAGGACAAUCAAGCUGGAAAUAUCGUUCUCAAUUCUACUGCAGAAUUUUGUAGAACCUUGGGAGAUAUACCCACUUACGGACUCGCUGGAAAUAGAGAGGAAAAUGGACAAGAGCUUAUGGAUUUUGAAAUGGAUGAAAUUAAAGAUGAACCACCUGCAAACGAAGAGGAGGACGAUGGCCGCGGUGCCUGGAACGCGGUGCAUCUAGAUGAGAACACCACGGAACCGGUUGUAAUGGAGGCGGCAAUUUUAGACGCCGAGCCGUCACUCGGCCACGGGGUAGGUGGUGCUUUAAUGUUAGCUAUGAGUAAAGGUUACUUGCAGAAAGGGGACAGCAAUCGCCCUUCGGCGUCGCGCUUCGCCCAUCUACAAGCUCAGAAUUAUUCGAUAGAGGACAAAACAUACGGAGAUGAUGACAAGUUCGGCAGAAGAGAUCGCUUUAACGGACCGACGUCCGAUUUUAAGGAAAAAGAAGGUUUCAAACCAAACGUUAAACUUGAGUAUAUCGAUGAUGAUGGACAUGUCUUGUGCGCCAAGGAAGCUUUCCGAUAUCUAUCGCAUAAAUUCCAUGGGAAAGGCCCAGGAAAAAAUAAGGUGGAGAAAAGAAUGAAGAAGGCGGAACAAGAAGUUUUAAUGAAACGAAUGUCUUCAACAGACACGCCUUUAGGUACAUUAAAUUUAUUGCAAGCGAAACAAAAAGAGACACAAUCACCAUAUAUAGUGCUCAGUGGCAGUAAACAGAUGCAAACGACUAGUAUAGCUAAAACAAAGCAUUAAAGAAUAAUAACACAUACAAGGAUGAAAAUUGUAUAUAUAAUACAUGUAUAAUGUAGCAUCUGGAAAUAAAGGUUGAACUCACAAUUUAAUACGAAGAUCAUUAACUAGGAAUAAAAAGGAAAUUACGUUUUUUUUUUUUCAAUUAAUGAAACCACGAGCACAUGAUAAGUACUCAGCAUGAUUCAAAAUCAAUCAGUUCUGCGCCUGCGUAGUUUAUUUGACUGUAAUGUAUCACUGGAAAAGUAACAGCAAAAAUAAUAAUUUUAUAGAUUACUUUAUAUAAUAAAACGUACUUCAUAGAUACACGAGUGAAGUAACAUGUGCAUAUUAAUUUACUGCGCCUUUUUCUUUAUAAAGCGUACGCUCAAUAUGUCACCCGUAAGUAUUAAGUUGUUUUCUCUGUGCGAUAAUAUCUUAAUACAUUUCCGAACACUUAAUUUAUAAUUUAUAGAUUUCUUGCUGCCACAUUUAAUGGGCUAUUACUUGAAAAGGACUAGUAUUACUAGUCGAAACGUAGUGUUUUAAAUAAACAUAUGUGCCAGU